AGUGUCAGAGACGGAGCCGGCUCGGAGCAGGAGUGACGGAGACAGGACCCGGGAACUCAGGACCCUGGAUGAAUUUGGCAGCUUUUGACCCCGGCCGCCCGAGCAGCAGCAGUGCCCCGAUGCUGGAGAUGGAGCCUCUGAACAGCACGUCCCCCGGCCCCGCCACCCCACGCGGCCCCCUGGAGUCCCACCUCCCCGGCGCGGGCAGCGGCAGCAGCAGCAGCGGCAACGGGAACGAGUACUUCUACAUCCUGGUGGUCAUGUCCUUCUACGGCGUCUUCCUCCUCGGCAUCAUGCUGGGCUACAUGAAGUCCAAGCGGCGCGAGAAGCGAGCGAGCUUGCUGCUCCUGUACCGGGACGAGGAGCGGCUGUGGGCCGAGGCCAUGAAGCCGCUGGGCCCCGGGUCCGGCCCGAGGUCCGCGCAGGUGCCCGUCAUGCUGAACGUGCUGCAGGAGAGCGUGGCGCCCGCCCUGGCCUGCACCCUCUGCUCCAUGGAAGGGGACAGCCUGAGCUCCGAGUCCUCCUCGCCCGACGUGCACCUCACCAUCCAGGAGGAGGGCGCGGACGACGAGCUGGAGGAGACCUCCGAGACGCCCCUGAACGAGAGCAGCGAGGGCUCGUCCUCGGAGAACAUCCACCAGAAUUCCUAGCACCCCCCCAUCACCACAUCCUGGGCGUCUGGAGGUGGCCCCGACGGUCAGAGCCUAGAGAGCGGAGGGACACUUGGUGUGUCUGCUGUCACGACAGCCCUGCCCGCUGCCCCCUUAGAAAGACCCUAAGCGGACCCCAC
This is a messenger RNA of Sorex araneus (European shrew), 790 nucleotides long. RefSeq names its product potassium voltage-gated channel subfamily E regulatory subunit 4 (gene KCNE4). Gene Ontology annotation, molecular function: transmembrane transporter binding; delayed rectifier potassium channel activity; voltage-gated potassium channel activity involved in ventricular cardiac muscle cell action potential repolarization. The transcript is spliced from 2 exons. Lineage: Eukaryota; Metazoa; Chordata; Mammalia; Eulipotyphla; Soricidae. The coding region runs from base 69 to 650 and encodes 193 amino acids. The record is from RefSeq and is a predicted model, not a curated record. Gene Ontology annotation, cellular component: membrane. Gene Ontology annotation, biological process: regulation of heart rate by cardiac conduction; negative regulation of delayed rectifier potassium channel activity; regulation of ventricular cardiac muscle cell membrane repolarization.